GCAGAGACUACCUGGGGGUUCGGACGAGCAGCAGAACCAAGUACUAAGCCGACAGAAGCGUCUAGAAAACACAAGGAUGGCGCCCUGGGCCAGCGUCUUGUAGGAAGACGCCGCCAAGUGACAGCCUCGCCUUUCUUUGGUCCUGUUGUCAGCACUGCAGUGGAGCCCGCGUCGCGCUUGUCGCCCAGCGCGCAGCUCGCGGAGGCCCGGCCGGCCAGGCGCCGAAGCCUGCGUUCCCGAACGCCGGCGCCGGGCGGGCCUCUCCGGGACGAGUCCGGUGCCUCCGCGCGGCACAGGCCGCCAGGGCGGGGUUCCCGGGGCCACCGCGACACGCGGGGCCGCCGCUGCGGAAACAGGAAGCUGCGGGGAUGCUGCGCGGCUGCGCUCCGCACAGGUUAAUUGCCAUUUCUUGUCACUGCAAACCGGAAACUCCUUGCCCUUUUAGGAUUGCAGGUGCAGGAGCUCUGAUUCUGGGGAGCAGAAGCCAAUUAAGGGACUUCAUACUAGUUUAAUCUCUGAGCUGUAUUCUUUAAAAGGUACAUGGCUAAGACCUGGACACCAUCUGCACCUCACCCAGGAUUCAACAGUUUUCUCCUGGUGAAUUCUUGAUGGAUUUGACCCUUGGUUGCUGAAACUCUUGGGCAGAAGAAAUGGCUAUCAUCAGACUGGAAUUUGAAAGGCACAAUUUUUGUCUGUUAAAGAGGAGUUUCUUGCUGUUGAAACUCAUAGCUGUUAUCUUUGCCAUGCUUUUAUUUUGUGAAUUUUUAAUCUAUUACUUAGUGAUCUUACAGUGUAAUUGGCCUGAGAUGAAAACUGCAGCUCACGAUGGUAAACAAGAGUCUCCUGAACCUGUGUUGAAAGCCAUGUUUUUGGCUGAUACCCACUUACUUGGGGAAGUAAGAGGCCAUUGGCUGGACAAAUUACGAAGGGAGUGGCAAAUGGAGAGAGCCUUCCAGACCGCUCUGUGGUUGUUGCAGCCAGAGGUGGUCUUCAUUCUGGGGGACGUCUUUGAUGAAGGGAAGUGGAGCUCCGCCCAGGCCUGGGAGGAUGAUGUAGAGCGGUUCCAGAAAAUGUUCAGACACCCACGUCAUGUGCAGCUGAAGGUAGUUGCUGGCAACCAUGACAUUGGCUUCCACUAUCAGAUGAGCACAUAUAAAAUAAAACGAUUUGAGAAAGUUUUCAAUCCUGGAAGGCUGUUUUCUUGGAAAGGAAUUAACUUUGUGAUGGUCAACAGCAUUGCACUGGAAGGGGACGGCUGCACCAUUUGCUCUGAAGCAGAAGCUGAGCUCAUCGAAAUCUCUCACAAGCUGAACUGCUCCCGAGAGCAGGGACCCCGCCCCAACCCCUGUGGAGAUGGGCAGCCGCUGCCAGCCUCAGCCCCUGUCCUGCUGCAGCAUUACCCGCUUUACCGGAGAAGCGAUGCCAACUGUUCUGGGGAGGACGCGGCACCUCCAGGUGAAAAGGACGUCCCCUUUAAGGAGAGAUACGACGUGCUUUCCCGGGAGGCUUCGCAGAAGCUGCUGUGGUGGCUGCAGCCACGCCUGGUCCUGAGUGGCCACACGCACAGUGCCUGCGAGGUGCUCCACGGGGCAGGCGUCCUCGAGCUCAGCGUGCCGUCUUUCAGUUGGAGGAACAGAAACAACCCCAGCUUCAUCAUGGGCAGCAUGACAUCGAGAGAGUAUGCUCUCGCCAAGUGCCACCUCCCCUUCGAGGACACAGUCCUGACCAUAUACUGUGGAGCAGCUGCGUUCCUGGUGGUCCUCAUAUUAGUUCACUGUGGGCUUCUAGCCUCACCUUUUGUUUCUGGUUGGAAACUGCUCAGAAAAUUUAAGACAGUAUGAAGAGCAGGAGACCUUUUGCAAUUAGUAAAAAAUAUCAAAGACAAAGUCACAACUCCAGUCAGUGCUCAUCUGAGAUGAGGCCAAAGGUGGCUGUCUUUGUGCACAUCCUAAAAAUUCUAAAUCACUGAUGCACAUUACUGCAGAAUAAAUAGUUGAUUGUAUUGUUCUCAUGCUAUAAAAAUGGAACAUGUA
This is a messenger RNA of Manis pentadactyla (Chinese pangolin), 2033 nucleotides long. It is a transcript of the gene MPPE1, whose product is annotated as metallophosphoesterase 1. Gene Ontology annotation, biological process: GPI anchor biosynthetic process; endoplasmic reticulum to Golgi vesicle-mediated transport. The record is from RefSeq and is a predicted model, not a curated record. The transcript has 12 exons. Gene Ontology annotation, molecular function: phosphoric diester hydrolase activity. Gene Ontology annotation, cellular component: endoplasmic reticulum-Golgi intermediate compartment. The coding region runs from base 651 to 1841 and encodes 396 amino acids. Lineage: Eukaryota; Metazoa; Chordata; Mammalia; Pholidota; Manidae.